Messenger RNA from Pseudocercospora fijiensis CIRAD86, 780 nucleotides. RefSeq lists its product as uncharacterized. The record is from RefSeq and is a predicted model, not a curated record. NCBI's taxonomy places the organism in Eukaryota, Fungi, Ascomycota, Dothideomycetes, Mycosphaerellales, Mycosphaerellaceae. The transcript is spliced from 8 exons. Bases 1 to 780 code for a protein of 259 amino acids.
AUGAAGGAGAUUCAAAUCGAUGUCAGCAAUUGCUACUGUCUAUUCGGUUGCUAUCGACUCAUCGACGAAGCUCGAGACGCGUUUCACUGUCUCAAGCUCAAUCCCAAGCUGGAAAAACUCGUGAUUGUGGGCACUAAGAGCAAAGAAGAGCGGCGCACCAUCACGGAUAUUGUCGUGCGGUCACUGCUGGAUACUGCGGAAGAUGUCACGUUAUUGAACAAGGAGUUCUACCCUGACGGCUGGGGCAAUCGGCUGGGAGAAUUCAGGGACGGGGUUCGUCCGAAGCUUCACUUCCCAAAGUUCGAGGUAAUCGAGAGGUCCAGGUUCUCGCUUGACGAUUACGAUGUAGAAGGCGGUCUGGAGGAUGAGGAAGUGGAUCUCUAUAAUCUGGUUAUGGAGAAGAAAGGUGGCAAGAUUGAUGAUGAAAUGAUCCUGAAGGGCUCAGGGACGACUCUUGAAGACUGGCAGCGUCUUUGUGAUCGUGGUAACAACUCUGUGAAGGGUAAGAUCAGAGAGCGGUACAGAUCAUCGUCGCGCAAGAGUUACAGGCAAGAUAGCUGUAUGAAUGCCCCUGCCAGCAGUGCUACUCACCGAGCGAUACAGUCCACCACCGUUGGUGAAGUGAGCUCUGGAAAGCGUCAGCUGGGAGAGAUUCAGCUCGAACUUGGGACCUGCUUGAAGCUGCUCGGGCUCAAAAUGGUGGCCGAUAUCAAGGUCGAAGAAUUGGAGCUUGGCAUUGCUUUUGGUAUCAAGCAUUUGGAAGUGAGGCGCAUUCUGUGA